CACCAGCACUACCUCAAGAGAUAAACAAACAUCCAGUUCCGCAUCUCUCUUUCAUUUCUAGAGAGUCUAUACAGAGCUUACUAUGGAAAGACCGUUUAUCGCCCAUCAUGACUGCCUCCACGUCCAAUGAGAUUUAUCUCCCCACGGAGAUCGUCGUGCAGAUUAUGUCCUAUGUCUCCGACAACUCCGAUAAACCAGCUCGCCGACAAGCAACGUUAUAUGCGUGCUGCCUUGUGUCGCGGCAAUGGUACUCUGCUGCCAUUCCCUAUCUCUACGAAAGACCCAUCCUGCGCUUCGGUUCCUCGUUCAGUCAGUUCGCAGCCACCAUCAGCCCUCCGCUUAAUGUUGCGCGCAGAAACAAGCUGAGGCUUGGGUCAUUUGUGCGCCGACUGGAUCUGAGUGGUCUCGUGCAUCACAGCUCGCCUAGCCUGACAGCCAGACUACUGGGGAAAGUCAAGGAAAGCCUGGUUGUCUUUUCUGCCCCACGUGUCUCAUUCGCAAUCAAUAGCCUCCCGGCCCUGUCCAAAUGCACACAACUCCAAAGCCUCGACCUCUUCCUCGUGGGCGAACCAUUUCCCUUCCUCGAAUUCAAGCGUUCUCUCAGCAAGCUCAGCAAGCUUACCACCCUCCGCCUCCCCCGAACCCACAACCUCACCCCUCCUGCCCCCGGAUCUACAGCUCCAUCCCCCUCGACAAUCCCCUGGCCCCCUCGCCUCCAAAACCUCCAGAUAACCGGCGACUUCACCAACAACCCUUCGCUGACCCCACACUUCACCUGGCCACCGAACCUAACGAGCCUCAUCCUCAAAAACUGCAAAGACCUCGACUCAUCCCCGCUAACCACCGUGCUCCUCACCGACCCCUCCCUCCCCACAACCCUCAAACGCCUCAAAAUUGACCCGUCGAACAAACUCUCCCUCACAUUUGUGAAUCGUCUCCCCCUUACCAUGCCGGAUCUCGACUACCUCAGCGUCCCCGGCGACACCGUCGACUUCACCUUCUUCGAGAACCUGGAUGAGCGCAUGCAGCUCCUCCGCCAGCCCCUCGCCCUCCGCACGCUGGAGCUCGACCAGCCAUGCUCAGACACCGCCGCGAGUCUAAUGUACUUCACACCGCCGACGCUCGUGCACGCGCUGCAGAACGGGCUCGCGAAUGUGCGGUCCAUAGGCAUUUCGGAUGCGUGGGAGCUGAAGGGCGGGGAAGUGGAGGAGAUCGACGCGAUGCUGCGGAGCCGGUUCUCCAAGAAGAAACAGCAGCAGCAGCCGAGGGUGAAUGGUCAUGUUGAUGCAGGGGGGAUUCCGUCUCCGCCUACAUCUGUUGACGAGGAUACCGGCGAAGGUGUCGACAACGACGAUGAUGACGACGACGACGACGUGGACGACGAUAUUGGCGUCUACUACAUAUAAAUCUACUCCACGACAUCGAUUUGCAGACGACAUUGACGAACCCUUCCCCCCCCCCCCCCC
Messenger RNA from Aspergillus homomorphus CBS 101889, 1466 nucleotides. RefSeq names its product F-box domain protein. The transcript has 2 exons. The record is from RefSeq and is a predicted model, not a curated record. The coding region runs from base 108 to 1406 and encodes 432 amino acids. Gene Ontology annotation, molecular function: protein binding. NCBI's taxonomy places the organism in Eukaryota, Fungi, Ascomycota, Eurotiomycetes, Eurotiales, Aspergillaceae.